Molecule: messenger RNA, 5118 nt
Organism: Paramormyrops kingsleyae
Lineage: Eukaryota; Metazoa; Chordata; Actinopteri; Osteoglossiformes; Mormyridae
Source: RefSeq, a predicted model, not a curated record
UCGCUCUCUCCCUCUCUCUCUCCCCCUCUCUGCACUGCCAGGCUGCUUCCCCGUGCAGAACGCUGAUCUAGCUUAUUCUUGGUGCAGUCGGAAGGUCAGAGCUUCACCCUUCGUGUUGUUCUCCUCUCGUUCCUCUCCCGCGCCCUUCAGCUCUCCUGUUUCUCCGGUCUGCUCGGUUCAGUGUCCUCUCCCACCCGCUGCGGUUUCCACGGUAACCGCUCGCUUCUUGCCCUUGGUGGGCUGUUUCGUCAGCUUGUGGGAAGGAGGAAACAUAGCCCUGUGUCGGGGCCAUGAGCAUCUCCUGCUGAAUCUCAGGUUGUCUCCAAUAGAAGAUGUCCACAAUGGUCUACCCACGAGAAGAGAAGCUAGAGAAGCUGUCGCAGGAGGAGAUCAUCUCCAACACCAAGCUGGUGAUCCAGGGCCUGGAGGCGCUGAAGAACGAGCACAACUCCAUCCUGCACAGCCUGCUGGAAACCAUCAAGUGCCUGAAGAAGGAUGAGGAGGCCAACCUGGUGCACGAGAAGUCCAACCUCCUGCGCAAGUCGGUGGAGAUGAUCGAGUUGGGGCUGGGGGAGGCACAGGUGAUGAUGGCACUGUCCAGCCACCUGAACGCCGUCGAGUCGGAAAAGCAGAAGCUGCGGGCGCAGGUGCGCCGUCUGUGCCAGGAGAACCAGUGGCUGCGGGACGAACUGGCCAACACACAGCAGAAGCUGCAGAAGAGCGAGCAAAGCGUGGCCCAGCUGGAGGAAGAGAAGAAGCAUCUGGAAUUCAUGAACCAGCUGAAGAAGUACGAUGAGGACGCGUCCCCGUCGGAGGAGAAGGAUGGAGAACCCCCCAAGGACUCUCUGGACGACCUGUUCCCCAACGAAGAAGACGAGCACAGCCAAGGAAUGCAGCAUCAGCACAACAGCGCGGCAGUGGCAGCGGCCCAGCAGGGCGGUUAUGAGAUCCCGGCCCGCCUGCGCACGCUGCACAACCUGGUGAUCCAGUACGCCUCGCAGGGCCGCUACGAGGUGGCCGUGCCGCUGUGCAAGCAGGCGCUGGAGGACCUGGAGAAGACGUCCGGCCACGACCACCCCGACGUGGCCACCAUGCUCAACAUCCUGGCGCUGGUCUACAGAGACCAAAACAAGUACAAGGAAGCCGCCCACCUGCUGAAUGACGCCCUGUCCAUCCGUGAGAAGACCUUGGGAAAAGACCACCCUGCGGUGGCCGCCACCCUGAACAACCUGGCCGUGCUCUACGGGAAGAGGGGCAAAUACAAGGAGGCAGAGCCGCUGUGCAAGAGGGCCCUGGAGAUCCGCGAGAAGGUGCUGGGCAAGGACCAUCCAGACGUGGCCAAGCAGCUGAACAACCUGGCCCUGCUGUGUCAGAACCAGGGCAAGUACCAGGAGGUGGAGCACUAUUACUGCCGGGCCCUGAAGAUCUACGAGUGCAGGCUGGGCCCAGACGACCCCAACGUGGCCAAGACCAAGAACAACCUGGCCUCCUGCUAUCUGAAGCAGGGGAAGUACAAAGAGGCGGAGAUCCUGUAUAAAGAGAUCCUCACCCGCGCCCAUGAGAAGGAGUUCGGAUCCGUGGACGGUGAGAACAAGCCCAUCUGGAUGCACGCUGAGGAGAGGGAGGAAAUGAGCAAAGGCAAGCACAGAGACAACACCCCGUACGUUGAGUAUGGCGGCUGGUACAAGGCAUGCAAGGUCAACAGCCCCACCGUGAACACCACCCUCCGGAACCUGGGGGCCCUGUACCGCCGACAGGGCAAAAUGGAGGCCGCGGAGACCCUGGAAGAGUGUGCUUUGCGAUCCCGCCGGCAGACCAACAUGGGCCUUGACCCCGUCAACCAGACGUGCGUGGUGGAGAUUCUGAAGGAUGGAGAAGGUGAGCGCCGACAGAGCCGCGACAGCAUGGCAGGCAGCGUCAAGUACGAGAGCGGCUCAGACGCCGGCGAAGAAGUGAGUAUGGGAGUAGAGUGGAAUGGGGAUGGCAGUGGGGCCCUGAGGCGCAGCGGCUCGCUGGGGAAGCUGCGGGACGUGCUGCGCAGGAGCAGCGAGAUGCUGGUGAAGAAGCUGCAAGUAAACCUGCAGCCUGAAAUGCAGAGCAGCAUGAAACGGGCAAACUCUCUGAACUUCUUGAAUACCAGUGAUGACUCCUUUCAGGGCCCUGAGCCGGGGAGGCUGAGACAGAGCCGCGGUUUGAGCUCCAGCAACGUCGAUCUCUACAGCGGGAAAUAAACAGGCCCAGCGUCAGAUGCCUGUACCCCCACGUCCUCCUGACCCUUGACCCUUGACCCUCGACCCCUGUCUCAGGACCUGUGGGCCCCCUCCUCACUCUGCAAACUGCUGCCCUGGGGGGACGUCCCAGUCCAUGGCAGCCCCAUUGUUUGUUUUUGAACCCUGCAGUGAAGCCUCAUCUCUUUUGGAUGCACGCCUCGUUUUUUUUCUUGUGACUGUUUACACAGUGGAGGUGAGAUCCUUCACCGAAGCUCCGGUUGCACCAUGAGACGGCGGUGGUGGUUGGGCAGGGGAGAGCAGAAGCUGCGUGAAUAGGGUGCCGAUUCAGCCAGCUUGUCGUCACCAUUGUCAGCAGUGUCCUGUUCCGGUCCAGUCCGCUGGAUCUGGGCCGGCAGGCGCGAGCUGUUGACCUUGAUGCUGUAGCCAAUCAGCUUUGCUUUUCAGCAGAUUUCCCAUGUUCCUCUGGUGCUGCUUUCUUCCUGUAUCCUCCUGUGCCUCCCACGCGCCGUGAUUAUUAUUUUUUUUCUCUAUUUACUCCCGUCUCCAUCCUAUACGCUUGUGUUUGCGGUCAGGAAGUGACAUCACUGGAAAAAUGUACCUAGAUAAUAGAUGUAUCUAGAUUUUUUAGAAAUCAUGUUUUUUUGUUUUUUUUUUGUAAUUCCUGUGUUCACUAUGGGACAAGCAAGUGACAGUGACACAGAACUUUGCACAUGAUCCGAGUGACGUACCCAAGCCAUUUAUGCCUAGCCGUGUCACUUUAUGGUUGUCCAAUAAUUUUCUUUCCUACUUGCCGUUGUUUCUUUGCAGUUGUGAAAAAUUAGGUUUCUCCGGCAAUCUGCAGCAGGCUAAGUGUGUAUUGUAUGCAUACGUCUUUGGGAUCUGUCUGAUGCUCGCAGAACAGUGCUUGGAUUUGAGCUUAUGGCCCAACAUUUUUCUUAUUUUUACUCCUUUUCCUUUCAGCUUUUAUCCAAAUCAGGGGCAUUGGUGAUCCCAGCUGGCAGAUAAGGUCCGGCUUCUUUGAGCUUUAAUCGUCUGACAGUGUCUCAGUGGCACUUUACCGUUGUGUGCAGACUCCCACAUACCGGCCCCGAUCUGGGUUGAGAACCCAGCGGCUUACGGCUGCGGCCCAGUGGGAGAGAUGUUAUAAUGCAGAUUAUCACAUAGAAAAGGCACAUUUUAAUGCCAAGACUUCAUCAUGUUCUGUGAUGUAUAAGUGCUCUCGUCCAGGCUGCCCCCUAACCUGUGCUCUUAGAGGGAUUGCAAUCUCCCCGGGACCCUGUGGGGCAGUGUUUCCCAAUCCGGUCCUCGGGGACCCACACCGGGAGCUGGGGGGGAGCAAAAAUGUGGACUGCUGUGGGUCCCCAAGGGCCACACUUGGGAAGCACUGCUAUAGUGAAUAAGCAGGUAUGAAUGGAUGGAUGUACCAGCUGUUUUCAGCCCUGGUCCUGCACUUCAUUCCACUCAGCUCCUACACUUCAGUAUAGAAUAUUCUAUUUAACAAGGCUGACUGUGUCAGUUAAGAAUGCAGUGCAUAGUAAGACAUAUUAAGAUGUUUUUAAUCAUUUUUACCCAUAAUAAUAAAAGAACAAAACCAUUGCCCUACUGGCUGGUUGAUUUAAAUUAAUAUAAAAAAAAUACACAAUUUUAUGUUUGAUUAAAUAAAAUGAACAAAGAUAAAUUCAGCUUUUUUUCCUCAAUUACUAUAAGGUACAUGUAUGAGUUCAGUCAUGCAGCUAAUUUAAUAAACAGGAUAUUUUUGGACUUAACACGAGCUGGAAUGAAGCCGAUUCACGGUGCACCUUCAGAGCCAGAUGCAAACCGCAGCUCAGUACUGCCAGGUCCAUGUGACUCUAUACUUACCUUUUUAAGCAAUAAGCAAACUUCAGCAUUAUUAUAAAUAUCCAGUGGUGAGUGCUGUGAAAACAGGCAUCAUCUUUGACACAAUUAUCCUGUUGGUUUAUGGCUGUGUAAUCUCUUAACUGGUCUGGGAUCAGCAGCUGCUGAGUCCCGUUGGUGUCAUCAGUACCAUAGCAAGACACUGUGGUUCCUCCCAUGGAAUGAGAAAACCCAGGAAACCAGGGGGGUAACAAGCCGGUCGCCCAGUACACCCCCCCCCCCUCGCUGAUGGUGAAAAAACUCCACAGGCCACCUCUGUUAAUUGAGUUCUGCCCAUUUGGAGCUCAGUAUGAUCAGGGUUCAGGGGCAAAAGGGCUACUUACGGGUUUAUUUUAGGCACGUUUACAUGGUCAUGAUCAUAGAAGCCGCGCACAAUGGACCCGUCACUAGUAUAUCCAAGGUGAGACCACAUACUGUGACCCCAAAGGUCACAUCUUGGAACUGGGACACAAUGUUAAAAUACUGGAAUGUGAUUUUUUUUUGCACAGUUGUCAAAAGCUUUUUUCUUUCUUGAUGGAUAUCAGGACUGCUGAUAAGGCUGAGCUGCUUUGUGUAAUGAGAUGAAACAUAUGACUAUUCUGUUCUUGUUCUUGUUCGUUCUAAUGUUUUAUUCUUACAUAGGUACUGAUCCGUAACUUGUUUUUCCAGAUUAUUCUGUAGUGGUGGUCGGAUUUCUGAUUUGUUUAGGCACCAUUUCUUCUACGGUUCCUUCCAGUCGACUUUCGUUUAAUCGUCAUAAGCAAACGUGUCAAAAAAUUGUCUGUUGUCCUUCAUCGAUUGGAGGGUUGGAGUGAGAUAGGUGCCAGCUUUUUUCUUUUUUUGAAAUCGCUGCUCUCUAAAUGUAGGGUGUGGUAGCCAUGGAAACCAAGCCAUCACAACCUCCAGGUUAUGUCCUGCAACAUCCCAGUCCUCCACGAUUUACUGAGGACGACAGCUAGGGGGCGCUACCCGUGAAGGUUGUGUUUCACACUAAAUAAAGGAUAAACCUGAA